UGGACAGCUGUGCUGUGGUCUUCUUACCGGGAGCACCGGGGCCUGGCAGGGGCGGGGCAGCCUUAUCAUCUGGUUCUCCGACAAGCGCUUCCAGCUCCAGAGCAAGGCGGGCCACCAUUCUCUCGCCAUGGGCUCUGGGCCAGGCCGGGCGCUCAGCCUAUUGCUCCUUCUGUUCGCUCUGCCAAGCCGCCCGGCCGCGGGCUGUCCCGCGCCAUGUAGCUGCGCCGGUACAGUCGUGGACUGCGGGCGCCGCGGGCUGACGUGGGCCUCGCUGCCAGUCGUUUUCCCACCGGACACAACCGAACUGGUGCUGACGGGCAACAACCUGACCACGCUGCCACUGGGGCUGCUAGACACGGUGCCCAGGCUGCGUAAGGCGCACCUGGGCGACAACCCCUGGCGCUGCGACUGCCGCCUCGUACCACUGCGCGCCUGGCUGGCCGGUCGUCUGGAACGCGGGCUCUACCGCGACCUGCGCUGCGCCGCGCCCCCAUCACUGCGCGGCCGCGUACUGUCCUACCUGACCGAGGAAGAGCUUCGUGCCGCCUGCUCGCCUGGCGCGCUCUGCUGGUGGUCGCUGGUGAUCCCGUUGGUGCUGCUCGGCCUUGGGCUGCUGCACGCGCUGCUGCUGGCGCUGCUGCUGUGCCGGCUGCGGAGGCUGCGCGCUCGCGCGGCGCAUCGCCUGUCGCUGACCGCCCCGCUAGUGGCAGAACCAGCUGGAGACAGCGAAUCCUGAGAGGAGCGGACUGGCGCUGAGCAAGGAGGGCCUGCGAGCUCCACAGGACCCUGCCCCAAGGAGCCCUAGCCCUAACCUGGACCCAUUCUCCUCCACUCAGGCACCAUUUCCCAGGCUGGCCACCCCCUGCAGGCCCUGGCCCACAGGGGCAGAUUGCUGCAAGGCCACCCUUAUCGCGGCGAGCCCACGCCCCGGAUGCUUAGACAGAUCCAGGGGACCAACUGCAGCCCAUACCCUGUGGGGUCCCUCAUGCCAAACUACAGCGCAGAAUAAACCCUUCCCCAUGUGA
Phyllostomus hastatus (greater spear-nosed bat) is the source of this 1025-nucleotide messenger RNA. It is a transcript of the gene GP1BB, whose product is annotated as glycoprotein Ib platelet subunit beta. The transcript has 2 exons. The coding region runs from base 128 to 736 and encodes 202 amino acids. Lineage: Eukaryota; Metazoa; Chordata; Mammalia; Chiroptera; Phyllostomidae. The record is from RefSeq and is a predicted model, not a curated record.